CGCGGACGGUGCCAGACAAGACCUGCCGACGGCUCUCCUCCUUGCUCUGUCAUUACCAAUUGGCCUUUCCGAUUGGCCUGUCAUCCCUCACCCUCACUCCGCAGGCGGUUGAUUCCCAACUCCCAAAUCUUUUUUCGCCAAAAAGCCCGCAGCCGCUUACCUCCAUCUGAUUACCCCCAGCUGUUUGCCUGUCAAUCAAUGCAGGCCCUGAAGUCCUUAAAGCCUCGCCUGCUCCUCUCGAGCUCCAGUUUCUGCAAACCCUCCUUCCGCUCUUCAGCUUCCACCCGUUCUUUGGCUUCAGUAUCAAACAUGUCUCCUGCAACCACACAGUCCAGGCCUGCCAUGCCCACCAGGCAGCUCAGCACAACUGGCGGUGACUAUGAUAUGGCGAAUCCUCCAGAGCUUCGCAAGUAUCUAGGCACCUACGGUCUAACUCCUCCUGCCGUUGAGAACUACGAAGUUCAGGCACAGCGAUGCCUCCGUUUGCUCGCCAUGAAGCCCACCCCCAUUGAGAAGUUCCAGUACUUGGUACACCUCAGGGCUACAAAUGUUCACCUCUUCUACAGACUGCUCUCAGAAAACAUCAAGGAACUCACCCCUCUCAUCUACACCCCCACCGUCGGAGAAGCCUGCGUACGAUGGCACGAGAUUUGGACACAACCCGAGGGCAUGUACCUUUCUUGGAGUGAUCGUGGCAACCUCCGCAGAAUCUUGGACAACUGGCCGCACGAGGUUGAGAUUACCGUCCUUACCGAUGGAUCACGUAUCCUUGGUCUCGGCGAUCUUGGUGUGAACGGUAUGGGAAUUCCAGUGGGCAAGCUGGCCUUGUACACUGCUUGCGCUGGUAUCAAGCCAGAGGGCACCCUCCCUCUUACUCUGGACUUGGGCACCAACAACAUGACUCUCCGCGAGGAUCCUCUGUACAUGGGUUCGCGCAUGCCCAAAGUCACUGCUGAGCAAGAAAAGGAGUUCUUGGACGAGUUGAUGGAAGCACUUGUCGACAAGUGGCCCAGCAUUGUUAUCCAGUACGAAGAUUUCAAGAACCCUUUCCCCGCUCUCGAGCGAUACCAAAACACAUACUGCAUGUUCAACGAUGACGUGCAGGGAACCGGAGCUGUCAUCGUUGGCGGUUUCAUCAACGCUGUCAGGGCUUCUGGCGUGCCCGCUAAGGACCACCGUGCCAUUUUCCUCGGCGCUGGCAGUGCUGGUGUCGGUGUUGCCAAACAGAUUGUGGAAUACUUCGUCAAGGAGGGCGUAAGCGAGGAGGACGCCCGCCGCAAGUUCUGGUUUGUUGAUUCCAACGGUCUCGUCACUCUCGAUCGUGGCGACAAGCUUGCUGAGCACAAGGUCUACUUUGCUCGUGAAGACAACAACGGUCGCCAAUACCAGUCUCUGAGCCGCCUCAUAGACUUUGUUCAGCCAACCAUCCUGAUGGGUCUCUCUACCAUCGGCGGUGCUUUCAACAAGGACAUCCUGCAACGGAUGGCUAAGUUGAACGACAGGCCCAUCAUCUUCCCUCUCUCCAACCCCUCCAGCAAAUCCGAGUGCAACUUCGAAGAAGCCGUUCUCAACACCGAUGGUCGCUGCUUGUUCGCCUCUGGAUCUCCUUUCCCAUCUCUGGAGCACAACGGUAGACUUCUUACCCCCGGACAAGGUAACAACAUGUAUGUCUUCCCCGGUAUCGGUCUCGGAGCCAUUCUCUCCAAGUCUAUCCAUAUCACACAAGACAUGAUCUACGCUUCCGCCGAGUCACUGUCUACCUCCCUCAACAAGAAGGAAGUGGCCGACGGAUGGUUGUACCCCGACAUCCGUCGCAUUCGCGAAGUGUCCGUCGUCGUCACUCGCGGUGUCAUCCGCGCUGCUCAGCAGAACGGCGUCGACCGUGCUGUCGAGCUCCGCAACUACAGCGACGAGCAGCUCGACGCUUUCAUCAAGCAGAGCAUGUACGACCCCUUCAACGAGUCCACUCAGCUUCUCAACGCUGCUUCCAACGGUCGCUCCCACUUGAACGGCAACGGUGUCAGCGGCAUCAGCAACGGCCUCGAGGCCUCCCACCUAUAAACACCUGCGUUUAUACUCUUGUCACUCACUGUUGACAUUCUGCUCUUGGCACCACGCUUUUCGCCAGUAAUAACUUCUCGCGGCAUGUGAACCGGCGCUUUGAUCUCACUUUUUUCAACUUUAGAGCGGUUUCCCCUUUUGUUCGCUUUUUUGUUACUCUGGGAUAUUACACACUUGGGACCCCCAAAAUGACUUGGAUGGAUGGACUUAACAACAACUAAGAUUCGAUACCCCCCCUUUUUUCUCUCCUCCACCUCACCAGAGUCGACACAAAUUGGACUAGAUAGAUCUCGAUUCUACCUUCCUUAAUUCGCUGUUCCUGGGAAAUGGGGAGGACAAAGGACAAAAUAGAAAAACUUCACGUAAUCAAGAAACACAAAAACACAAAAACACAAUUACUUAUUCUUAAUGUUACACCUUGCUUGCAUGUGCAUGGAACUGUUCUGCGACAACCCUUUUUCUCAUUUCUACAAAUUUUUCGUUCUAUGUUUUCCCUCGACGACAAAUCAACAUGAUAUACCCAAACAGUGGCCCGACUCGCAGAUAACACGGAAUACCUCCAACCUCUCAAAUCGUUCUUUAUCCGUUCUCCAGUCGCAACAUCGCUUGCUUUAGAGACAGGGACGCUUCCAGCUGUAACCUCGCAGGCCCCCGAGACUUAUCAUGUGGAGCAAACCCCACGCUUUCGACUGGCGGCGGCUCUUUUCUUGGCGUUUGCAACGCCACUAGUGGCCCUAGACACUACCGCACAUCUCCCACCAUGCAUCAUCGUCGUCGUUGUCUUUGGUGGAACGGAAAAGAAUCAAAUGCUCCGAUCAACUGCAAUGAUGCGGAGAGUCUCCUU
Molecule: messenger RNA, 2905 nt
Organism: Periconia digitata
Lineage: Eukaryota; Fungi; Ascomycota; Dothideomycetes; Pleosporales; Periconiaceae
Source: the annotation of a GenBank genome assembly